Molecule: messenger RNA, 6992 nt
Organism: Malaya genurostris
Lineage: Eukaryota; Metazoa; Arthropoda; Insecta; Diptera; Culicidae
Gene: obe
Product: activating signal cointegrator 1 complex subunit 3
Exons: 9
Coding region: 267-6815 (2182 amino acids)
Molecular function (GO): ATP binding; nucleic acid binding; ATP hydrolysis activity
Source: RefSeq, a predicted model, not a curated record
AUUCUUUUCGGUCGUUCUGCCAUCUGACAACGUUAUUACAAUUAGUUCAUAAUUGAAAUUUAUUGUUUAUUUGAAUAUAAUUUGCAAAUAUUACUUUUUUCGACAAGAGUACAUUGGCAUUCUAGCAAAAAGACUUAUUUAUUUGACUGCUAGGGAGCAGAACUCAGAGGGAAAACGACAGUUGAUAGGCUACUGUUUUGUCACAUAUUGUGAAAUAAUCGUGAUUAUUAUCCGGCCUUCCAUUCGUUCUGUAUCAAUCUAUUAAGAUGAUGGAACUACCGAAACUUUCCCGUUCAAUGCGUGCCAGCACGGAUUUGGACAUUGAUCGCGAGCUAACGAACCGGGCGGAAGAUAGACCAGCUUUGCAGAUAUUUCGCACAAAAGAAGCUCGAAGUGGAGUAUCCUGGAAAGAACUAAAACUAUUCGUCAACAAACAAAUGGACACUAAAGAAGCUUCACUUGUUACCAAUCAGUUGCGAGCCUUGUGGACCUACUGCCGAGAGAUGCUGGGAAGUGAAGAAAACGCUGUGUUGGUGGACGAUGCAGCAAUAUUUAUAUUGCGAUUGUUUUUAGAUCAGAAAAUUGUUAUGCUGAAGCAUACUUCACGUAUUAAAAAGAUGUUCGGUCAAGUGCCGAAUGCUCUCAUUAACAAAAUGUGUCUGCUUGUAAAUGAAAUAAGUCAACACCUGAACGAAGACUGCCGUAAAUAUCUUGAAGAGACUGAAACUGGAAAUCAGCAGAGCGAAACGAAACCGAUAUGGGGAUCACACAUAAAGUGUCAAGUACCGGAAGGUUUAGGGAAUGACUUUAGUUUAUUAAGUGAUCUUAUACCAUCGCAACCUGCAGAGAAAAAAUCGGCAGUUGCUUUCUCGAUGAAGUACGACAACCGAAAGCAACAGCGGCUUGCGCAACCUGGCCCAAGUUCUUCCAGUGCGACUGAUAAUGAUAAAUACACACGGGCCUGGCUAGCGAAACGAAUGCUUCCGGAACUGAUCGACAGUUUGGUGGAGUUGUUGAAAUCUCCGAAAACGAACGAUGAACUACAGAAUGAACUGUUCGAUUAUUUGGGCUUCGAUAAGUUCGAAUUGAUCCAAGAGCUGCUGCAGAAUCGAAAGCACAUUAUCGAGCGGGUUAAAGCAACGGCACAAAUUAAUGUUUUCAAGGAAAAAGCUGUUAAAAAACUAGAAGCUAUGCAGCAUGCACCGGCAUACCUAAUGCCAGUCAUGAUUCAAUCGGAGUCGGAGAAACAACUACGGAAACAGGUGAAUAAGGAAGAAAAAAAGUUGAAAAAGUUUCUGAACGCUGUGGGUGGAGUUGAAGAAGAAAGUGAGGAACUGGACCCAAUGAAGAUGAGACUGAAUUAUCAGCAAAGCCUACUAAUGGCAGCACAAAUGACGCCACUAUUUGACGACAGGCCUCCCCGAACGAUGGCACCAAAACCUCCAAAGCCCGUCAAGUAUCCGAACGUGUACGAUUCUUACAGUGAGGCCAAAGCGCACGUAGGAUUUAUCGCCGGUGGCAAAUUGAUGCUGCCGGAUAACGUGGAACGUAACGACAGUAAGCUGUACGAAGAAGUUAAAAUUCCUGCAACGGAUCCACCACCACUUUCUAUCGGAAACAAUCGUAUUCAGAUUAAUUCCAUGGACGAAAUAAGCCAAAUAGCUUUCAAAGGCUGUAAGGAACUUAAUCGGAUCCAGAGCAUCGUCUAUCCGGCGGCCUAUCAUAGCAACGAAAAUUUGCUUGUAUGUGCUCCUACCGGAGCCGGCAAAACAAACGUUGCUAUGUUGACAAUUGUGAACACUAUUCGACAGUACGUAGAUCAAGGUGUUAUACACCGUGACCAAUUUAAGGUGGUUUACGUGGCACCAAUGAAAGCGCUCGCCGCUGAAAUGACCAGUAAUUUCGGGAAACGACUGGCUCCUCUGGGAAUAUCGGUUCGAGAACUUACCGGCGAUAUGCAACUGACUAAAACCGAGAUGCAGCAAACUCAAAUGAUUGUGACUACACCGGAAAAAUGGGACGUCGUUACGCGGAAAGGCGCUGGGGAUGUUGCCUUCAUUAGUUUGGUGAAGUUGCUCAUAAUUGACGAAGUGCACCUAUUGCAUGGGGAACGAGGUCCGGUAGUGGAAGCGCUGGUCGCCCGUACACUUCGUUUGGUAGAAUCAUCCCAGAGUAUGAUUCGGAUCGUUGGUCUUUCAGCCACUCUUCCGAAUUACAUCGACGUCGCACGAUUUCUGCGAGUUAAUCCGAUGAUUGGUUUGUUCUUUUUCGAUUCACGCUUCCGACCGGUUCCACUGAGUACCGACUUCAUCGGAGUAAAAUCACUGAAGGCACUGCAACAAUUGGCCGAUAUGGAUACUAUCUGUUACGAUCGCUGUAUCGAUAUGGUACGCCAGGGGCACCAGGUGAUGGUGUUUGUUCAUGCACGAAACGCGACAGUUCGGAUGGCGACUAUCAUUAAGGAGUUUGCCCAACAGAAGGGCCACAUUCAGUUGCUGAUUCCGGACAGUAAUCCGGAGUAUGGAAAUGCAAUCAAAGCGAUUUCCAAAAGUCGCAACAAACAGCUGGUGGAGCUGUUCCAGAACGGACUGGCAAUGCAUCACGCCGGAAUGUUACGACAGGAUAGGAACCUGGUGGAAAAAUACUUUGCUGAUGGCAUCAUCAAGGUCUUAGUGUGCACGGCAACUCUCGCCUGGGGUGUGAACCUACCGGCUCACGCAGUCAUCAUCAAAGGCACGGAGAUCUAUGACUCCAAGCAUGGUACGUUCGUUGACCUGGGUAUUCUCGAUGUGCUACAAAUUUUCGGACGCGCUGGGCGACCUCAGUUCGACAAAAGCGGUGUCGGCACGAUUAUCACGACGCACGAUAAGCUGAACCACUAUUUGUCACUGUUGACGAAUCAAUUUCCGAUCGAGUCGAACUUUAUCCAGUGUCUGGCGGAUAAUUUGAACGCCGAGGUUACGCUCGGUACGAUUAGCAACAUUGACGAGGCGAUCGAGUGGCUUAGCUACACGUAUUUGUUCGUACGGAUGAGGAUGAAUCCGCAGUGCUAUGGGUUGAACUAUCAGGAUUUGCAGGAUGACCCCACGCUAGAACAGAAGAGAAGGCAGCUAAUCAGUACAGCCGCGAUGGCUCUCGAUAAGGCGCGGAUGGUUCGAUAUAAUGAGCGAACGGGAGAUUUGAAUGUGACUGAUCUGGGCAGAACGGCGUCGCAUUUCUACAUAAAGUACGAUACGGUGGAAGUGUUUAAUGAAAUGCUGAAACCAAUCAUGAAUGAAGCGGACAUUAUAGCGAUGAUGUCAAAUGCGCAGGAAUUUGAGCAGCUAAAGGUCAGGGAUGAUGAAAUGGAUGAGUUGGACGAUUUGACAAGGGUGUGCUGUGAGGUACCGGUUCGAGGUGGUAGCGAAAAUAUCCAUGGAAAGGUGAACAUAUUGAUGCAAACUUAUCUGUCGAAGGGAUGGGUAAAAUCGUUCUCACUGAUUUCGGAUAUGUCUUACAUCACGCAAAACGCCGUGAGGAUAGCACGAGCGUUGUUCACUAUCGUUUUGCGACAGAACAAUCCGAUACUAGCGGGAAGAAUGUUGAACAUUAGUAAAAUGUUCGAGAAGCAGAUGUGGGAGUUUAUGACACCGAUGUAUCAGUUUCCGAUACUGCCGAUGGACGUGGUGGAGAAAAUUGAACAACGGGGACUUAGUAUUCUAGCUUUGAGAGACAUGGAUCAGCAGGAAAUUGGUGAAAUGGUGCGAAAUCAUCGUCAUGCGGCACUGGUAAAGCGGUGUGCUGAAGAAUUUCCUCUGCUGGAAAUUGAGGCAACCCUACAGCCGAUUACUAGAACAGUUCUGAGAAUUCGUAUAUUCAUAACACCUUCGUUUAGGUGGAAUGAUCGUGUUCACGGGAAGACAGCUGAAUCAUUUUGGAUUUGGAUUGAGGAUCCGGAAAGCAAUUUUAUUUAUCACUCCGAAUAUUUCCAGAUGACCAAACGGCAAACCAUCCGGAAAGAAGUACAGGAAUUAGUUAUGACUAUCCCACUGAAAGAUCCUUUACCUCCACAAUAUUACAUAAGAGCGACUAGUGAUACGUGGCUUGGAAGCUCCAAUCUGAUACCGUUAUCAUUCAAACACCUUAUUCUACCGGAAGUUCAUCCACCUCAUACGGAACUCCUUCCGCUGCAACCGUUGCCUGUCACAGUUCUGAAUAAUCGGAACUUUGAAUCGUUGUACACUUUUACCCAUUUUAAUCCGAUUCAAACUCAGAUAUUCCACUGUCUGUAUCAUACCGAUAGCAACGUUCUGCUGGGAGCUCCCACCGGUUCGGGUAAAACUAUUGCUGCUGAAAUUGCCAUGUUCCGGGUAUUCAAAACUCUUCCGAAGGGGAAAGUCGUCUAUAUAGCUCCUCUCAAGGCACUAGUCAAAGAACGCAUUGAUGAUUGGAAAGUUCGAUUGGAACAGAAACUGGGCAAAAAAGUCGUCGAAUUAACCGGUGAUGUUACUCCGGACAUCAAAGCAAUACGUGAGUCACACGUUAUCGUUACGACCCCGGAAAAGUGGGACGGUAUCAGUCGAUCGUGGCAAACGCGUGAUUAUGUGAGGGAUGUUGCUUUGAUAGUGAUCGAUGAAAUCCAUCUUCUCGGUGAGGAUCGUGGCCCGGUGCUGGAAGUAAUUGUUUCUCGAACCAACUUCAUCGCUUCGCACACUGAACGCACGCUUCGGAUUGUCGGUUUGUCCACGGCUUUGGCUAAUGCACGUGAUCUGGCUAAUUGGUUGGGUAUUGGCAUGAUGGGUUUGUACAAUUUCAAACCUUCCGUUCGACCGGUGCCACUGUCUGUGCAUAUACAAGGAUUUCCUGGAAAGCACUACUGCCCACGAAUGGCAACCAUGAAUCGUCCCGCUUUCCAAGCUAUUCGUCAAUACUCUCCCUGCACCCCGGCACUUAUCUUUGUGGCUUCGCGUAAGCAAACUCGUAUUACCGCACUGGAUUUGAUUGCAUUUUUGGCGGGAGAAGACAAUCCGAAACAGUUUCUGCACAUUCCGGAGCAGGAAAUGGAUCAGAUUCUGAUGAACAUCAAAGAUAACAACUUGAAGUUGACGUUGGCUUUCGGCAUCGGUAUCCAUCAUGCUGGGCUGCAAGAACGUGAUCGAAAAACAGCCGAGGAGCUAUUUUUGCAUCGCAAAAUUCAGGUUCUGAUUGCGACCGCUACGCUGGCGUGGGGUGUAAAUCUUCCAGCCCAUCUAGUCAUUAUCAAGGGAACCGAGUUCUUCGACGGUAAACUGAAACGAUACGUUGACAUGCCGAUCACGGAUGUGCUACAAAUGAUGGGUCGUGCUGGACGGCCGCAGUUCGGUAACGAAGGAAUUGCCUGUGUAUUUGUGCAUGAUGUGAAAAAGAAUUUCUACAAAAAGUUCCUGUACGAUCCAUUCCCAGUUGAAUCCAGUCUUCUGCAGGUGCUUUCUGAUCAUGUGAAUGCGGAAAUCGUAGCCGGUACAGUUCAGACAAAGCAAGGGGUGUUGGAUUAUCUUACGUGGACGUAUUUCUUCCGUCGACUGCUUCGAAAUCCAGCAUAUUACAAUUUGGACAAUAUCGAACAGACAGAAGUCAAUCGUUUUCUGUCGAAGAUGGUUCAGAAUGUUCUGGAUACGUUGGUACGAGCCGGAUGUAUUCUGAUAGCUGAAGAUGAACGUGGAUUGAUUCCCACAUCGAUGGGAAGAAUAUCAUCAUACUACUAUCUAUCCCACCAAAGUAUGCGCCAUUUUGCAGAUACGUUACGACACGAUAUGAACUUUGAGGAGCUCCUGCGAGCUAUGGUAGAUGCGUGGGAGUUUGAACAGCAGCCUGUACGGCACCACGAAGACGUUUACAACACCGAUCUUUCGAAGCUUUGUCGACUAAAGGUUGAUCCACUUUCGAUGGAUAAUCCUCAUACCAAGGUCUUCCUAUUGAUGCAAGCUCAUCUGUCCCGUUUGCCGUUACCCAAUUCUGACUAUGGAACCGAUACGAAAUCUGUAUUGGAUCAAUCGAUAAGAAUCAUUCAAGCCAUGAUAGACAUAAGUGCCGAACGAGGUUGGUUGGCUAGCACUCUAAGGAUUCAACAGUUGAUGCAGUGCAUAAUCCAAGCACGUUGGCUCGAUGAUUCUGUUGUGAUGACUUUGCCGCACGUCGAACCGCACAAUGCACAUGUCUUCAAUCAGGUGAAACUGGAUCUUCCAUUUUUAACGUUACCGGCACUGAAGGAGAAAUGUAAUCGACGCUAUGAGACCCUAGCGGGUACGCUCAGACAGGAGUUCGAGGAAUCGGAAAUUGAACAAAUCUACAAAGUCGUUUGUUCCCUGCCGUCCAUUAAUGUGCAGCUCUCGGUUCGUGGUCCCUACGGACAGGAUGCCAGCAUUGAGCGAACGUUAACACAACCUCAAACACGAGACACAUGGAUGGAGCUCUACGCCGAACAGGAAUAUGUUCUGAACGUACAGUUGAUUCGCUUGGGUAGUUUCGAAACUCUGAACAUUCACUGCCCCAAGUUUCCCAAAGGCAAAGAUGAAGGUUGGUUCCUAACGCUCGGUCAUCAAGCCCAAGGAGAGCUGAUUGCCAUGAAACGUUGCGUCUAUCGGAGUAACAAAAGUUCACAUCAAUUGUGCUUUGUGGCACCAAGGCGAUUGGGCCGUUGCAUCUAUACUGUUUACCUCAUGUCGGACGGAUACAUCGGUAUAGAUCAACAAUAUGACAUUCACUUGGAGGUUGUUCCAGCACCCGCUGACUUACAGGUAUCAAUUGAGAACGAAUCCGAAAGAGAUUUGAUUGCUCUUCAAAUGGAAAAAUUGUAAUUCCGUAUCUUAUCUAAUUAUUGCACGUUGAGUUUAACCGACGGAUUACCUGAAAACUUCGCUAUAGCGGAAGGUAAGUGCAAAAACUAUAAUGUGAUUCGUUACUGCGUAGAUAAUCUAUGAUAUUUUUACGUCGAUAUAUUUGUUUUCUAAGUAAAUAUAAUGCUAUUUAUUGCA